GACGAGCCUACACUAACCUUUGACACAGUUUGACAAACAUCAUCAUGGCGGAAAGAUAGCACAUGCCAUCAUCUUCAACCAUCUUUGUUCAACUUUCCCCGUCAAAUAAGGGAGCGUUUGACCGCGGGAUUUUGUUCAGUGGGUGAACAAAGCCAUGGCUGAAGCAGGCAGACCGUUACAGGAUGAGUUAGUGAAUAUCGGAAGGCUCAGAGAGGCGCAAGAUGAGGCAAUAGAGGCAUGCAAGGAGAAGAUCAAGCAAUGGAAAAAGUUCAAGUCUGAUUACAAUGCUGUGCAGGACAGAUUAAGAACUCUACCUGAUAGGAUUACAUAUGACAUAAUGGUUCCGUACGGUUCCCUGGCCUUCAUGCCGGGACAUCUGGUCCACACCAACGAAGUCUUGGUCCUCCUGGGGGAUAACUGGUUUGUGGAGCGGUCAGCUAAGCAGGCGUGUGAGAUCAUAGAAAGGAGGAGAAAACGAAUCGACAACACACUUAAGGAUCUUCGUAAGGAACUGGGACUGCUGGAGUCUAGAGUGGGCUACACAGAGGAACUGCAGGAUGCAGCAAAGGCUUCCAUUGUUGGUCAAGGUGAAGUUAUGGAGAUCAGAGAGGAGUACGUGCCAGAGAGGGAUGACAAACCUACCAAGAGAAUAAGCCGUGUGAAGAAACCAUCAGACCGUGUGGUAAAACGACCUGCAGUAAGAAAGCAGCUAACAGAAGAUGAUGUGCCAGUUAGUUUGCUGUCUCAGCACAAACCAAUACAAACAGAAGAAGCCAUUUGGGCACGGCUUGACACACUGGAGAGGCUGGAGGAAGAAGAGGAUGAGAUGAACAGCAGGCUCUGGUCUAGUGAGGAAGGUGAGGAGGAUGAGGAGGGGUACCAGGAGGAUGACGAGGAUGAUGGUGAGGAUGACAGUGACAUCAACUUCACCGACGACGACAUCGCAGCCCAGAUUAGGAAAGCAGAAAUGAGCAGAAGAUUCGAGUACGACAGUGCACACCGGGCCGCUGAGUCCGAAGCCCUACAGGAGAAGAAAAAGUCGGUCCGAUGGAAGGACCAGCAGGAAUUAGGGGGGGUUCAGGAUUCUCUGAAAACGGAAGAAGAUCCAAAAGAACAAAGGACUUCUGGGAUAAAGCCACACGAUGGGAAAACAGUGGCAAACAUCCCUUACCCUAAGCAUGUACCCUACUAUGAAGAUGACAGUGAUGCAUCAACUCCAGCAAAGAUUGUGUUCCACCAUACUCCACUGCCUGUCACACAGGAGGACCAGGUCAACGAGAGAAAUCUGCCAUCAGCAGGCACGGUUACCAGCCCUGCCGACAUCUACAACCUGUACCGCCAGCCAGAGUCACCCUCUCUACACACCUUCCCUGAAGGUCAUCUCAACUCUGUGCCCAAGGUUACACCAGAACAGGACAAGCCAACCUCGGGCACCAAACCCAAGUCCAUCCUGAAGAAAACCCCUUCAAGGGAAGAAGUAGUAGAGGUGGUGCAUAAUAACAUGAAUUCUGAGGAGGCACAGCCACAAAAGCCACCUCCUCUACCAGCGCCAAAAUCAGCAUUUUCAGGGGAGGUUUUGGAAAAAGAUGCUCAUCCCACCAUGAAUUCAAAUGUUACAUCAGAGCUUCCGCCCAAGAAGGUGUCCAGGUUCAAGGCCGCUCGUCAGAAGCACAGAUGAUGUCAUUUUUAAAUGUUAGCCAUUGAAUCUCAUCCUUCUACACAGAGCUAUCCCAUGACAGUACACAAAUGCAUUGCAGAAUCAUGCCCUGCUAAACUAGGGUCAGAUUUUUGCUUGUAUGGUAUAUUGGUUUUAAAAAGGAAUGAGCUUGCCUUAUUUGAUUGCAUAUUUUCAAUGUGGCAGACAUACAAUAGCAUACGCUGCGGCAUGCACAGAAAACCCAUUUGUUUUGCAAGAGGAUAUCAUCAGCUUUUGUUGGUAUUUGGUGAUUUGGUUGCUCUCUACCCAAAAAUCUGACAGAUUUUAAAUUUGAUACCUGAUAAAACAUGUUUGGGGCACAGAAAGGAGUGUUGCUGUUCAUCUUGGUACGAAAAAGUGAUUUCGCAGGAGCCAAUCAGAUAAACAUUUAGGCAAUUCUGUGAUAAGCUGACACCUGGUUAGUGGCUAUAGCACCACACCCCAAGAGCAAGAAUCUGACCCAAGGUUUAGUGGGGCUGAUUUUGUAGGGCAUCCGUGUAUACCUUUGGACAGCUCUGUGUAAGAGGAUGUUGAAGCUUAGCUGUAAGGACUGUUAUGAGUCUUGUGAUCAAUUCUCUGUAGCAGAAUGUGAUUGUUUAUUUGCUGUGGCAAAGUCAAGAGAGGAAAAGAUUGAAUGAAGAUUGUGGUCAGUUGAGUAAUCUUUUCGUGGGUGUCCUCCAUUUUGUACAUACAGAUUUUGCUGAAAGCCAUGUGACCUCUGUGAAAGAAAAAUGAACUUUUCUUAAUGCCAGUAUCUGUGCUUUGAGCCCCUAAUGUGCCUUUGUCCUUGGACCUUAGUUUUGGAAAGAACAUGUUCCGUCCUUGCUUUUACCAAGGAAAAUGUAUUUGAGAUCCCUAUUAUAUAUAAAACAGCAUUUGUGAUACCUGUUGAAAAAUCUAAAGGAAAAAAAGCUUGUUUGUCAAAAAAUUUACACUAACUUACUGUUAGCACUUCUCACCUGAUUGAACCAAGGAUGUUAUGUACAUUUUGUAACAUCCUUGAUUGAACAAGACAUCAUAGCUUUAGAUGUCUAUAUGAAUUGCAUUGAAGGUUUUCUCACCAUGCAACAAUACCAAUGCCUUCAUUUUCAUCUAGACAUCCAUCAAUGUAUAGUUCCAUGUAUUGCAGCGUGUGAAGUUUGUAGGUGGUAAUUAUAAAUGAGCUAAAGUGUGCAGAUUGUACAUUGUAUUUGCAAUGUCUAUUGCUGUUGAGCUUAGGAAAUGUAUGUAUAUCAUUCAUUGAUCAUGCCAUUCUAUGACAUAAGUGUUGGAUGUCUGAGUGUGGGGAAAAUGUACAAUAAGGUACUGGGUCAGGGCAGUGGCUGAAGUCCAGACACAUAUCAUAAUACUUCUACCAACCAUUGUCAUGUCAGUUCACAGAUCAAACUUUGGCACUUGUACCCUAUCCUUGUUUACAGUUCACGCAAACCUAGCCUGUCCAAGGUUAAAAUCAAUUCUUUUGAUUUUAACCUCCUUGGUUACACCAUCUCACUGCCAGUGGUCAUCUUUCUUAGGGACUGGUGAGUUGUGCAGGCUGCUGUACUAAUGCAAACCAUGUCAAAAUUUAGCUAGGCCUGAUUAACAGACACAGAACACCUUUGGUCAAUCACUCAUUAGUUUGCUACUGGAUUGUUAGUUGUACAAUGUACUUUUUGACUUGUGUUUACUCGGACUGUUUUGCGUGCUGUGUACAUCUUGUAAUGUAAAAAAUCUUCUCCAUUACUCAAGAUAUUUUUUUCAAAGAAAUUUAAAAAAAAUUCUGAUCUGGUCAGUACAAUGCUUCCAUAUUCAGUAUUUGUCAUUUCUGUACAUAAAGAAAUUUUCCACUACUGAUUUGCUGUAAAUACACAUCCCAAUUCUUUUCUUAGGAACUUUUUCAGAUACCAAUAGAUUGACUGUCCUUCUUUGUCAAGUAUUUUCAGCCCACCCUGGGAAGUGUAAGAUAAUCAUUGGCAUUUGUAGGUAUGUGUGUUAUCGAAUAAGUUACAAUGUGUGUAAGUCUUGAUGACUAUUCAUGCAUAUUAAAAAAGAUGAAUGUUUGUAUCAGUCAUAUAUGCAAGAAUUUCUGAAGUUGAAAUGGUAAGAUGAAAUACCAGUCAUGCUGGACAUUGUGUGUGCAGAUUUUCUUUACAAUAAAAACUGAAGAAAAAAAGAAGUUCUGUAUUUGUUUCUUUUAUUUGUGAAGUGCAAUUGAUAAGAUAUAUUUCACAUUGCAAAAGAAUGGACAAUCAUUGCCAUAUGAUGAAAAUUGCUACAUCAUAUGGUUAUGUCAUAAAAGGGUAUUGUAUUCAUGCCACGGUUUCAAAUAUAAAUACAUUUACAGUCUAAAAAUGUUUCAACCGUUGGCUUCUGGUGGAGUACCAAAGUGGCAACUUGUAUGGCACCUAUAUCUAAACUCUGUCUACAUCAUCAAAAUAACUUGCAGCACUGUAAAACCUCUGAACAAUGUGUUGACACCACCACAAUCUUCUUUGCUAACUCCUCAGAGGUACAGAAUACAGCAUCUUUCUCACACUUUUUAUGUAUACUCGACUUGAGUGGUCUAAAAUACACUGCAUCAACCAAAUACAUGAAAUAAUAAAAACAAUUCAUUGGAAACUAAAACAAGUGGUUUAAAACAUGCCCAGCCAAAUUUAUGACUGAAAAAUAAAA
This is a messenger RNA of Branchiostoma floridae (Florida lancelet), 4348 nucleotides long. RefSeq names its product unconventional prefoldin RPB5 interactor-like. Gene Ontology annotation, biological process: negative regulation of transcription by RNA polymerase II; negative regulation of phosphatase activity. The record is from RefSeq and is a predicted model, not a curated record. The coding region runs from base 155 to 1678 and encodes 507 amino acids. The transcript has 10 exons. NCBI's taxonomy places the organism in Eukaryota, Metazoa, Chordata, Leptocardii, Amphioxiformes, Branchiostomatidae. Gene Ontology annotation, molecular function: phosphatase inhibitor activity; chromatin binding; transcription corepressor activity.